CUGGAAAGAAAUGACAGAAUUUUUACAGAGAGGAGAAUAUCAGUAGGAUUUGUUUGGGGAACAGGAUUGCGCUUGGUUUUCUUUGGCUUUAUAGUGCAGGCUCUUUCAAGGGUUGAUGUUUAUGAUAUUGUUUAGAGAUUGGAAUGCUUUAUUAUGUUGAUCUAGUUUGUUUUUUGUGUUCUACUUUUUCUCCUUAUUUGUAUCUUCUUCUUCUGCCUUUCUAUAAAGUUCCUUUUUAUCAUAAAAGUUAUAAGGGCUAACCUAAAGAGCUGUAGGGGACUACUAGGUCUGGGGUCUGGCCGACUGCUGUUUUUCCCUCUCCUCUCUUCAGUUCUCUUCUUCACCCAAUCUUCUCUUACUCUUCUCCUUGUCUAACUGUGUUCCCCAAGAUUAAAGAUUCUAUCGAGGGUGGGAUUAUGUUAUUUAUCAGUUCUUACUUUGAGUAUGUUCGCCUUCGAAAUUUUUUGAAGUCACAGAAUGCUUCUUUCUGUCUGCUUGGGGAUUACACGGAACAGAGUGAUAUUUCUCGUGCGCGGGUUUCGUUCUUUGAAGGCAGGCAGAAGAUCAUGCUUUACACAGAGAGGGCUCAUUUCUACCACAGAUACAAGAUCCGUGGGAUUCAGAAUUUAAUCAUAUAUUCUCUCCCUGAAAGAAAAGAAUUUUACCCUGAGAUUGUCAAUAUGCUUGAAGGGUCACACAGCAUGACUUGCACUGCGCUUUUUUCUCGCUUUGAUCAGUUCCGGAGAGAAUUGUUGGGACUACUGCUGCAAAACGGAUGGUGUCAUCAGAGAAGGGAGUCUUUGUUUUCUGUUAGAAGAUUUCUCCAUGCUUUUGUUGUUGGGCAAUUGCAACUUUCUCUGGUUACCACUGUAGCCUUCCUCCAUUUUUAUGCAAUAUGGCUGCCUUGAGGCAUACAUCCAGAUUAUGAUUUUGGCAGGCCUCUUCAAAUGCAGGAGAAUAAUUCAUUUUCCUCGUUGUAGGUGAAGGAAAAAGAUUUUGGCAGAGUUGUGUUUUUUCAUUGUAUUUUUAGGCUUAACAGGGGGGUCCAAGGGACAUUGACUUCAAUUUUGAGAGUAAACUAUUGUGGAUUUUGAAAAUGUUUAGUGUGAUAUUUAACUGUUAUGUAAAUAACAUAGGACACUUUCUGUUCAUUGAGAGAAGUAAUAUAUUGGUGUUGAUCUUUUGCUAUUUUCUUCCUUUACCACAAUAUAUUUUUCUUUGCUUAUGUAAACAGACUGAAUGAAGUGAACAUAUUUUAAAA
This is a messenger RNA of Malania oleifera, 1261 nucleotides long. RefSeq names its product protein NUCLEOLAR FACTOR 1-like. Gene Ontology annotation, molecular function: rRNA binding; U3 snoRNA binding. Gene Ontology annotation, cellular component: small-subunit processome; nucleolus. Bases 417 to 908 code for a protein of 163 amino acids. The transcript is spliced from 7 exons. Gene Ontology annotation, biological process: maturation of SSU-rRNA from tricistronic rRNA transcript (SSU-rRNA, 5.8S rRNA, LSU-rRNA). The record is from RefSeq and is a predicted model, not a curated record. NCBI's taxonomy places the organism in Eukaryota, Viridiplantae, Streptophyta, Magnoliopsida, Santalales, Ximeniaceae.